GGCGCGCUGGGCUGACAGGCGGCGGCGGCGCGCUUGCGACAGCAGGUUCCCGCGGAGGCCUGCCCUCACUCCAGCCCUCUGCAGCCCGCCACUGCCAGCUGUCACCGGGUUGCCCACGGAGGAUGCAGAUGUGGAUGGAGACUGCUUCCUGGGGCCCUGGCUUUACUCAGAGGUGAGCCCAGGCCAGUAUGGGGGAGCCCAGGGACCUUUGCCCUCACCUGGACUCAAUUGGGGAGGUGACCAAAGAAGACUUGCUGCUCAAAUCUAAGGGGACCUGCCAGUCAUGCGGCGUUACCGGGCCGAACCUGUGGGCCUGUCUCCAGGUCUCCUGCCCCUAUGUUGGCUGUGGAGAAUCCUUCGCCGACCACAGCACCAUUCACGCACAGGCAAAAAAACACAACCUGACUGUGAACCUGACUACCUUCCGCGUGUGGUGCUACGCCUGUGAGAAGGAGGUGUUCCUGGAGCAGCGGCUGGCGCCCCACCCACCAGGACCCUCGCCCAAGUUCUCAGAACAGGACCCCCCACCACACCCCCACCCUCUGAAAGCCGUCCCUAUUGCCGUGGCUGACGAAGGGGAGUCUGAAUCAGAAGAUGAUGACCUGAAACCUCGAGGCCUCACGGGCAUGAAGAACCUGGGAAACUCCUGCUACAUGAAUGCGGCCCUGCAGGCCCUGUCCAACUGCCCUCCGCUGACUCAGUUCUUCUUGGAGUGUGGUGGCCUGGUGCGCACGGAUAAGAAGCCAGCCCUGUGCAAGAGCUACCAGAAGCUGGUCUCCGAGGUCUGGCACCGGAAACGCCCAAGCUAUGUGGUGCCCACCAGCCUAUCCCAUGGGAUCAAGUUGGUCAACCCGAUGUUCCGAGGCUAUGCCCAGCAGGACACCCAGGAGUUCCUGCGCUGCCUGAUGGACCAGCUGCAUGAGGAGCUCAAGGAGCCUGUGGUGGCGGCAGCCAUGGCGCUGGCAGAGUCCCGGGACUCGGACUCGAGUGACACAGAUGAGAAGCGGGAGGGUGACCGGAGCCCAUCAGAGGACGAGUUCCUGUCCUGCGACUCGAGCAGUGACCGGGGGGAGGGCGACGGGCAGGGCCGCAGUGGGGGUGGCUCGCCGGCUGAGACGGAGCUGCUGAUCCCGGACGAGGUGGGCCGCGCCAUCUCCGAGAAGGAGCGCAUGAAGGACCGCAAGUUCUCCUGGGGCCAGCAGCGCGCCAACUCCGAGCAGAUGGACGAGGACGCUGACGUGGACACCACCAUGGCCGCCCUGGACCAGCCCGUGGAGGCUCAGCCACCAUCCCCCCAGUCCACCAGCCCCUGCCGGACGCCAGAGCCGGACAACGAGGCCUACAUGCGCUGCGCCUCUCGCCCCUGCAGCCCUGUCCACCACCACCAUGAGGGCCAUGCCAAGCUGGCCAGCAGCCCUCCUCGCGCCAGCCCCGUGCGGAUGGGGCCGUCAUACGUGCUCAAGAAAGCCCAGGUGCUGAGUGCUGGCAGCCGGAGGCGAAAGGAGCAACACUACCGCAGUGUCAUCUCCGACAUCUUCGACGGCUCCAUCCUCAGCCUCGUGCAGUGUCUCACCUGUGACCGGGUGUCUUCCACAGUAGAGACUUUCCAGGACCUGUCACUGCCCAUUCCUGGCAAGGAGGACCUGGCCAAGCUCCACUCGGCCAUCUACCAGAAUGCUCCAGCCAAGCCAGGUGCCUGCGGGGACAGCUCUGCUGCCCAGGGCUGGCUGGCCUUCAUCGUGGAGUACAUCCGCCGGUUCGUGGUAUCCUGUACCCCCAGCUGGUUUUGGGGGCCGGUCGUCACACUGGAAGACUGCCUUGCUGCCUUCUUUGCUGCUGAUGAGCUGAAGGGUGACAACAUGUACAACUGUGAACGAUGUAAAAAGCUGCGCAAUGGGGUGAAGUACUGUAAGGUCCUGCAGCUGCCUGAGAUCCUGUGUAUUCACCUGAAGCGCUUUCGGCACGAGGUGAUGUACUCAUUCAAGAUCAGCAGCCACGUCUCCUUCCCGCUGGAGGGGCUCGACCUGCGCCCCUUCCUCGCCAAGGAGUGCACGUCCCAGAUCACCACUUACGAUCUGCUCUCGGUCAUCUGCCACCACGGCACGGCAGGCAGUGGCCACUACAUCGCCUACUGCCAGAAUGUCAUCAACGGCCAGUGGUACGAGUUUGAUGACCAGUAUGUCACUGAGGUUCACGAGACGGCGGUGCAGAACGCCGAGGCCUACGUGCUCUUCUACAGGAAGAGCAGCGAGGAGGCCGUGCGCGAGCGGCAGCAGGUGGUGUCACUGGCCGCCAUGCGGGAGCCCAGCCUGCUGCGCUUCUACGUGUCCCGGGAGUGGCUCAACAAGUUCAACACCUUCGCGGAGCCUGGGCCCAUCACCAACCACACAUUCCUCUGCUCCCACGGAGGCAUCCCGCCCAACAAGUACCACUACAUCGACGACCUGGUCGUGAUCCUGCCCCAGAACGUCUGGGAGCACCUCUACAACAGGUUUGGGGGCGGUCCCGCCGUGAAUCAUCUGUAUGUGUGCUCCAUCUGCCAGGUGGAGAUCGAGGCACUGGCCAAGCGCAGGCGGAUCGAGAUUGACACCUUCAUUAAGCUGAACAAGGCGUUCCAGGCCGAGGAGUCGCCCGGCGUCAUCUACUGCAUCAGCAUGCAGUGGUUCCGGGAGUGGGAGGCCUUCGUCAAGGGGAAGGACAAUGAACCCCCUGGACCCAUCGACAACAGCAGGAUCGCACAAGUCAAAGGAAGCGGCCACAUCCAGCUGAAGCAGGGGGCUGACUAUGGGCAGAUUUCUGAGGAGACCUGGAGCUACCUGAGCAGCCUGUACGGCGGCGGCCCGGAGAUCGCCAUCCGCCAGAGCGUGGCCCCACUGCCGGACCCCGAGAGCCUGCACGGGGAGCAGAAGAUUGAGGCUGAGACCCGGGCCGUGUGACUUGGGGGCCCGUCUGUAAGUCUCCCCCAUCCUCCAGAGACCCUCUGGCGUCCCUCUGAGUGUGGAAGAGCACGUCCUGCACAGCCACCCCCCGGGCUGUGGGGGGGCCCCGGCUGUCCCCACAGGCCCACCUGGGCCCUCCCCCUUGCGGAGGGUGUUUGUGCCUGGAAGACAGGCAGCCGCUUGGGGAGCCGGCCUGUGAAAGGUGGGAGAGUGGUUUCGGUUCGCAGCGGGGAGCGCCGCGACCAGGCAGUUCCUGCACAGGUGGCUGUCGCGGCGGCCCCAGCUCUGUGACCUUAGCUCCGGCCCCUGUCCUGGCAGUGCCCCCCCGUCACGGGCAUCGCUCCCCAGAUCGGCCGUCGCGCUCCUCAGGGGCUGUGACCGGGCGUGCCUGUUGCUUCCCCGCCAGCGCCUGGGGCCUCGUGCAGCCCGAGGCUCCCGUGUAGAUGGGCGGAGCGGGUGGAGCAGCCCGGGGUGCGGCCCCCGCUUGCGUCACCGCCGACUCCUCCUGAGGGUCUCCCCGCACCUCCGGGUGUCCCAGAGGCUCCUGCCCUCAGAGUUUCCUGCAGGCUCAGGACUCCUUCGUGGCGGGCACCCAGGAGCGGGCGCGGGUUCCUGUCAGCGGGGCUGUUUGUGCCCCUCGCCCUGUGCUGCUGAGCGGCCCGCGGCCGGGCUGACCGCGCCGCACCCGGGGAACCGGAUGAUGACACAGAAAUACCUCCUGUUGCUCCCGUUUGCUCACUCGCGCAGUUUCGGGGGGCUGGUACCAGAGAAAACGGACUCCUCCUCUCUCCCCAGCAUUGUCUGGAGCCGGGGCCGGGGUGGGGCGGCGCUGGGCAGCUCCCACACGUCGGUCCCGGCAGUGUGUGGUCCGGAUGCGGAUGGAGGCCUUCUGGCCGCAGGAGCCGCCGCGGGUGGCACCAAAGCCCCGGGAUGAGACUGCAGGGGACGCACCUCCUGAGCACCCAUGCCGAGGGGGCUGGGGACGGGGUCCUGGGACCAAACCCCCAAACUACGGUGGCCUUCAGUCUCCGCAGAAGCGGAUGUCGGGAUCCCCGCAGGCGGCUCUGGUGGAGCCUGAAGCUCUUGCAACGCGCCGCUCGCGUCUGCGAUCCGGUUCCUUCCCCACAAGGCAGCGAGUGGAGCGGAGAACAAGCCCCCGCUGGAACCCCUGGACCUCCAUGACCUCUGCCCCAGCAGCCAGCGGCUCCCCUCGCAGACCUCUCCCAGAAGCGGGGAUGUCCCCGUCUGCGCCGGCUUGUUUGUGUUGAGAAUGUCACAAUAAACCCGCAGGCUCCCCUUGCUGCCCCGGCUCCAGCUCA
This is a messenger RNA of Talpa occidentalis (Iberian mole), 4258 nucleotides long. It is a transcript of the gene USP20, whose product is annotated as ubiquitin specific peptidase 20. Lineage: Eukaryota; Metazoa; Chordata; Mammalia; Eulipotyphla; Talpidae. Gene Ontology annotation, biological process: protein deubiquitination. The record is from RefSeq and is a predicted model, not a curated record. The coding region runs from base 189 to 2936 and encodes 915 amino acids. The transcript has 25 exons. Gene Ontology annotation, molecular function: zinc ion binding; cysteine-type deubiquitinase activity.